UAAAGAUUAUUCUACAGGCGUCAUAUUGCGAAUUGUCUCAUUCAAUUAGGGUUUUUUUUUUUUGGGUAGAACAUUAGUGUGAAACUGCGAGAUUUUACCAUUUUUUAUAUUAGGACUGCUUAGAUUACGUGAUGUCUGUAAAUGUAUUGGAACAAGUUGGCUGUUCUUCCUUUUGAUUUCACAAUUUAGGUCAUUGAACUGUUUUUUCUUGAUGAAUGAAAGGGAUUUGCCAAAGUCUUUCUCAGGGAUUCAUGUAUUUGUUUGAAUUGCAGCUGUUUGGUUAAGAAACAGCUGCUGACUGAUUAGUUCUAUGUAGUUUAGUGGGAUGGAGAGUUCAAUCUGCUCUUGUGGUAGAACUUGGAUUACUGUUUGGCACAAUUUUGUCUAUUUCUUCAUUAUGAUUUUCUCUUCGCCGCGUAUUCUGUAUUCUCGUCUUCUUGUUGAAACAAAACAAAUGUGCUUAGUUCAAUGACAAUUCAUUGGUCUCUCCGUUAUUUUCCUUCUAUCUGAAGUUCGCAAGUUGUUUUUUUUUUUUUUUUUUUUUUAAUCUAGCCUGAUGUAUGGGCAUUGUUAAAUGAGGAUAAAGUUUGUAUUUUUGGAUGUUUAAUGUUGCAAAGUCAGUGCAUAUGAUGGAUUACACUUGAUCUCUGAACUUCAGGUAAGUUCACAUGUUGACAUCUCAUGUACUGAUGCUCAUGGCUUUGCACUUAUUUCUUUAUUUUUCAUCUUCUUUUGGUUUAUCAUUUCGAUGGGUAAGAGAAUGUUGGAAAUAAUAGGUUUGUUAAUUACUCAGAAGAGGAGACAAUGAAUAUCCCUUCUGUAUUCUUUGUUUUCAUACCCAUCCUCAUUUACACAGCCACUGCUUCUUCUGACUUUACUAUACUACUCUUUUUCUUUACUAUUCUCUCUCGCUUUCUCUCUCUGAAAAGCUGCCUUGAACUGGAAUAUCUCUAACUCACAAUUUCAAGGAAAGUUUCUUUUUCUACAUUUUCUUCCCUAAGCUUUUACUCGUCAUUUUUUGUUUUCAGUGUUUGGGGUUAUGCUUCUCUUGAUCUGAUCUGCUGAUAUUUUGUCAUUGAGAAAAUGUCUCUGUGCAAAAAGAAGUUAUUCUUGUUUGGAUCCAUGGUUGUGUUUACUGGUCGUGGAUUUUUGGAGCUUAGAGAGGAUGACAGAGCGUACUGUAGUCGUAUCAGUGUUGGUGGCUGAUAGGUGGCAAUAUCUUGCCCUUACUUGAAUUGUGGAUUGGGGAAAGAGUAUACUUGCAGUAGGGCAAGGGCAGGGCUGCAGGGGCCAGGGAGGAGAAUUUUAUGCUGCUAAUGAAACUGCUUUGAUGCAGGAAACCUUCAUAGCUAAAUUUUAUACUGUUGUUUUGACUCAACCACAAGUCUUUCUUGUCUAAAUGUAAGGGAAAUGGCUAAUAAAUCAAAGAAGACUAAUGUGGCUAAGAGGGAUGUGUUUAAAUGGACAGAACGUAUGGAUGAUGCCUUCAUUGAUGCACUUGUUCAUCAACAAAGGCUGGGAAACAGGGUUGAUAAUGUUUUCACAACAGCAGCAUAUGAUAAUAUGUUGAAAGAAUUGCGUGAAAAGAUUGGCAUGCCAUUUCAGAAAGAUCACCUGAAGAAUCGUUUGAAAAGCCUAAAAAACAAUUUUAAGGAGUGCUUCGACCUUUUUAGUGGUGCGAGUGGUUUUGUAUGGAGUCCAGAAACAAAAAUGUUUAGUGGAAAGCCUGAAGCUUGGAAAGCAUUUGUAAAGGCAAAACCUGAAGCAAAAAAGUGGAUGACCACACAAAUUGCCCAUUAUGAUAAGUUGGUAUUACUUUUCGCUAAAGAGAGGACAAAAUCUAAUGGUGAUAAUAAUGCAAAGCAGAAAGCAGGCCAAUUGGCUAUUUCUGGAAGUGGCCGCUAUUUUGAUGGUACUGACAGGCAAAAUGAGACUGCACUUCAUCUUGAUCUGGAAGAUUUAAAUGAGAUUAAUGAUGGUACAAGUCAACUAGCAACUCCUGUUGAAGCAAAUUCUCAGGCAGAUUCUCAAGCACAUUCACAGUCUGCAACAUCACUGAAAGGCAAAAAACGGAUGGCUCCAAAAGUUGAUAUGUUUGAGAGAGAGUUUAAAAACAUAAGGGAAGCAAUUAAAGAUGUUGCAGAUGCAAUUAGGGAGGGGAACAUUAUUGCAGAAAGAGGACGCCCCCGUGUUUACUCAGAGCAAGAAGUAUUUGCAGAAUUGAUGAAGAUUGGAGUUGAAAGGCAUUUGCGGUACAAGGCAUAUACUUUCCUCAUCGCAAAUGCUGGGAGGGUAAGGGCAUUCUUUGGUUGCCCAGCUGUGGAGCGCAAGGAGUUUUUGUUGCAGAUGAUGUAUAGUCCUGAAGAAUCUUGACAAGUUUGUGGACAAGUUAAGAACUCUCCACGCUUGUGGUGUUGCUUGAAGAAUUUUUAGCAUAAGUAGUUACAUUCAAUAUAUUUUUCUUUUUGGGGUUGUGUUUUAGGUAUGCUUGGGGGGAGGAGAAGUAACCUUACUCAGGCUUGUAUAUAAUCAGUGGUAAUUGAUAAUUGCAACACCAAUUUUUUGGAUGCUUAGUGCCAGAAGUUCAUUACAUGUAUUAUAAUGUCUAUGUAUCAGUUAUUGUUUGUUUUUUA
Messenger RNA from Hevea brasiliensis (rubber tree), 2633 nucleotides. RefSeq lists its product as uncharacterized. The record is from RefSeq and is a predicted model, not a curated record. The transcript has 3 exons. Lineage: Eukaryota; Viridiplantae; Streptophyta; Magnoliopsida; Malpighiales; Euphorbiaceae. Bases 1411 to 2373 code for a protein of 320 amino acids.